Molecule: messenger RNA, 1908 nt
Organism: Didymosphaeria variabile
Lineage: Eukaryota; Fungi; Ascomycota; Dothideomycetes; Pleosporales; Didymosphaeriaceae
Exons: 2
Coding region: 1-1908 (635 amino acids)
Source: RefSeq, a predicted model, not a curated record
AUGCACUUCGCUACUUCUUCGCUGGCGCUCUUUGCUGCUAGCGCUACCGCCUUCCCAGCAACGAGCGUUCUUGACUCUGAUCUCCCUCCACCUCCUGCCCCGGAGCCUAUCGAGGUGAUUGAACUUCCGCUGCCGCCCGUGGCUCCCAGCAAUGACACGGGAUCUUGCACCCUAGACGUCAACCCCCGGGGCACAGGGUGUAUCCUCCGAGGGCUAGGCGACUCCGCAUUCCAAGCGGGUGAUUUCACGACCGACGGGAACAACGUUAUCGUAACUGUUAUGUUUGCGGGCGCACCUGCACCGCCUCAUCCCGCGAGUAUCUACGAUGGAGCACAGGUGAUAUUGGUCAAGGCUGAUGGAGCGACGUUCACCAAUGGGGAUUCUUGGAAGUGUCUCAGCUGCGGCGUUCCUGAAAAACAGCAGCAGUCGCGAGACCCUCAAACAGACUACCCGCACGUGUUUCGCAGUGGUGACAAGGCGCUGUGGGGUCAUAACAUUCUUGAUUGCAAUGGGCACCAGCUGGCCGACGAUGACUGCACGCCUGAGGAAAUCUUUAUCUACCCAAUAUACUGGGCGACCAUCGAAAACGGCACAGAAGUGAACGGUGCGCCGCGCGAACUGCGUCUUCAUCCCGAUGACACCCAUCUGGGCUUCAGCUCGUUCACGAGUUCGGGAGGACAAAACACCUUCUUCGGUCGUCUUCAGUUCAAUCCUAGUCCCACAACCGGCAAAGUUUUGGCCCCGCGUUACGAGCUGGUUGAUGUCAAUCUGCUACGUGAUCCGAGUCGCAGUGAGCGCCUUACCGCGGAAGACGGUGAACUCAAAUUCCAUGACGACGUCAUCUUAGUCGGCGAACUGCGUGGCUUUUCUGGAACAGGCGACGAGAUUGUUUACAUUGGCGAAACAUAUGAAGCCAACAACAUAGAUGUUUCGGCUGUGCAUGUCGUCACUGGGGCUGUCCGUCGCUUGACCGAGCAUCCGGAAUACACCGACCCGAUAUCAUUCUCUGCCGACAACAAGUGGAUUAUUGCUUUGGACACACGUGGGACCAACCGCCAAAUGUUCAUGUCCGGCAUGCGUCACGUCCCACCCUUGAUUGAUCUUGUCACUGUGACCGUGGCAGCAUCUACCCGUAACAAUGGGAACAGACGAUUCUUCAAUCCGAUCCUUAUUGACGGAUACGGUGAUCGAGGAGAUUACUUCGGCCAGCAUGUCAAUGCUGAAGGAGAUGGAAGUAAUGGUGCAGUAAACGACCCAAACUGGAACGCUCGCGCAGACCCGGCAUUCUCGCGCGAUGGUACAAAGAUUGUGUACUGGCAAGCCAUUGUCACGGGACGCGAGUGCGGAGGUGCAAAUCCUCUCCCUUGUCCGGUGCCAACAACACAGGGUCAGCGUGAGUACAGACUUAUGCUCGCCAAAUUGACAAGCCGAACACCUCAAGCAGCGCCACCAGUAUUUGACGUACCCGAUCAACUGCCCUGGGCCACACCUUUCCCUCCGGGCACACCUUUACCCAACACUACACGUGGGCCUAGUGCUGGCGAGUACCUUCUUCGCGGCAAGCUCUCUGGCGUUGCUCAUGUCGAGCUUUCUAACUCAACUGGAGACCAGUCUGGAAGCUUUGACACUGUAGCUGUCAACUAUACCGACUACGCCGAUGUGGAAGGAUAUCUGCUGAACGGGUGGGAGAAUGCAAAAAGUACGAUCCUAUGGCCGAAUCCAUGGAACACCUUGGUGGACUGGUAUUCAGACCUUGAAGAGACUGGUGUGGUCACUGCGUCGAAGAAGACCAGCCUCGAUGGGUUCCAUUUGCAAAUCGACGCGAUGUUGAAUAUUUUCAACGCAACCGGUACACUUACAACGACCAUCGAUGGGGAGGUAUAUGAGCAGCCCGCCAAUGGAACGUAA